AUGCCUUUAUCACGAUCCUGUCAAUCUGUCUGUCUGUCUCAUCUGGUUUCGUCUCUAUAUGUCUGCAUCUUAUGGACUCGUCUCCGUCUGUCUGCCUCCUUUGGUCCAAUUUCCGUCUGUCUACUUCUUCUGGUCUCAUCUCUGUAUCUACCUAUUCUGGUCUCGUCUUCGUCUAUCUGCCUAAGGUGGUCUGAUCACAGUAUGUCUGCUUCUUCUUGUCGCGUCAUCAUUUGUCUGCCUUUUCUGGUCUCGUCACUAAAUGUCUGCCUCUUUUCGCUUCGUUUUAGUGUGUCUGUCUCUGAUGGUCUGGUCUCGUUAUGUCUGCCUCUUCUGGUCUCGUAUCCAUGUCUGCCUCUUCUGCUCACGACUCCGUUUGUCUGUCUCUUCUGGUCUCGUCUUCGUCUCUCUGCCUCUUCUGCUCUCGACUGUAUAUGUCUGUCUCUUCUGGUCUCGUCUCCAUCUGUCUGCCUCUUCUGGUUUCGUCUUCGUCUCUCUGCCUCUUCUGCACUCGACUGUAUAUGUCUGCCUCUUCUGGUCUCGUCUCCGUCUGUCUGCCUCUUCUGGUCUCGUUUCCGUCUGUCUGUCUCUUCUGAUCUCGUCUCCGUCUGUCUGCCUAUUCUGGUUUCAUCUUCGUCUCUCUGCCUCUUCUGCUCUCAUCUCCAUCUGUCUGCCUCUUCUAGUCUCGUCUCCAUCUGUCUGCCUCUUCUGGUCUCGUAUCCGUCUGUCUGUCUCUCCUGGUUUCGUCUUCGUCUCUCUGCUUCUUCUGCUAUCGACUGUAUACGUCUGUCUCUUCUGGUCUCGUCUCCAUCUCUCUGCCUCAUCUGGUCUCGUAUCCGUCUGUCUGCCUCUCCUGGUUUCGUCUUCGUCUCUCUGCCUCUUCUGCUCUCGACUGUAUAUGUCUGCCUCUUCUGGUCACGUCUCCAUUUGUCUGCCUCUUCUGGUCUCAUAUCCGUCUGUCUGCCUCUCCUGGUUUCGUCUUCAUCUCUCUGCCCCUUCUGCUAUCGACUGUAUAUGUCUGUCUCUUCUGGUCUCGUCUCCAUCUGUCUGCCUCUUCUGGUCUCGUAUCCGUCUGUCUGCCUCUCCUGGUUUCGUCUUCGUCUCUCUGCCUCUUCUGCUAUCGACUGUAUAUGUCUGUCUCUUCUGGUCUCGUCUCCAUCUGUCUGCCUCUUCUGGUCUCGUCUCCAUCUCUCUGCCUCUUCUGGUCUCGUCUCCGUCUGUCUGCCUUUUCUGGUCUCGUAUCCAUCUGUCUGCCUCUCCUGGUUUCGUCUUCGUCUCUUUGCCUCUUCUGCUAUCGACUGUAUAUGUCUGUCUCUUCUGGUCUCGUCUCCAUCUCUCUGCCUCUUCUGGUCUCGUCUCCGUCUGUCUGCCUAUUCUGGUUUCGUCUCCAUCUCUCUGCCUCUUCUGGUCUCGUAUCCGUCUGUCUGCCUCUCCUGGUUUCGUCUUCGUCUCUCUGCCUCUUCUGCUAUCGACUGUAUUUGUCUGUCUCGUCUGGUCUCGUCUCCAUCUGUCUGUCUCUUCUGGUCUCGUCUCCAUCUGUCUGCCUCUUCUGAUCUCGUCUCCGUCUGUCUUCCCCUGCUGGUCUUUUCUCUGUAUGUCUGCCUCUUCUUGUCUCGUUCCCGUCUGUCUGUCUCUGCUGGUCUCGUCUCUAAAUGUCUGACUCUUUUGGUUUCGUCUCAGUGUAUCUGCCUUUGCUGGUCUGGUCUCGUCUUCGUCUUCAAGAUACUCUCUCACUACCCUGUACCUCCAUCUCCCCCGCAUCUCACUACCCUGUACCUCUAUCCCCCCCCAUCUCACUACCCUGUACCUCCAUCCCCCCCCGCAUCUCACUACCCUGUACCUCCAUCCCCCCCAUCUCACUACCCUGUACCUCCAUCCCCCCAUCUCACUACCCUGUACCUCCAUCCCCCCCGCAUCUCACUACCCUGUAUCUCCAUCCCCCCAUCUCACUACCCUGUACCUCUAUCCCCCCCGCAUCUCACUACCCUGUACCUCCAUCCCCCAUCUCACUACCCUGUACCUCCAUCCCCCCCAUCUCACUACCCUGUACCUCCAUCCCCCCAUCUCACUACCCUGUAUCUCCAUCCCCCCCACAUCUCACUACCCUGUACCUCCAUCCCUCACAUCUCCAUACCCAGUAGUUUUCUUCGGUCUGCUGUUAGGUAA
Messenger RNA from Acanthosepion pharaonis, 2163 nucleotides. The record is from the annotation of a GenBank genome assembly. NCBI's taxonomy places the organism in Eukaryota, Metazoa, Mollusca, Cephalopoda, Sepiida, Sepiidae.